Fonsecaea pedrosoi CBS 271.37 is the source of this 369-nucleotide messenger RNA. RefSeq lists its product as uncharacterized. The transcript has a single exon. Bases 1 to 369 code for a protein of 122 amino acids. NCBI's taxonomy places the organism in Eukaryota, Fungi, Ascomycota, Eurotiomycetes, Chaetothyriales, Herpotrichiellaceae. The record is from RefSeq and is a predicted model, not a curated record.
AUGUCGCCCAAGACCAUCACGACAAAUCUCGUUUUGCUCUUGCGAGCACUGAUCCUCACUUUACACUUUUGGGUCCGGCGUUUCCGAGUGACACCUUUCGCUCCUCGCCUCUUGGUCGUCAGAAAACUGAAAGUCAUUGUCAAUACGAGGCUCAACGGGCGGUUGACCAAGGCGUCGUGGGCGAGGCCGAACACAUACGAUUUGGUGCAAGCACGGUUGGUUUUCCGUCUGGUAGUUGUGUUUUUGUUGGGACCACCAUGGCCAUCUUCUACAGUCGAUGCAGGGACCGCCAUCCAGUGGGAAGUUCUACCGGUGCAAUGCAUUCGCAGCGGCUAUGGUGCGCAGGUGUUUCUCCUGGCCGGCAGAUGA